AUGCACUGGCCAAAUUCACGCAUUUUCUACGACAUUCUGACCCAGUCUGCUUCACCCGGGUUCGAGAUUCAUGCACGGGCUCUCCUCGAGGAAGCAGAACACCAACUAUCCUUGACAAAUGCGCAGCCCGAUCCUCUAGGUCAUGGUCACGGGCAAACCCACCAGCAACUCGUAGCUCGGAUUGCUGCUCUCAAAUACGCGCUUUCUCCCGUCCGGAGACUACCCGCAGACAUUCUUCUAGAAAUCUUUCAGAGAGUGGUACCCUUAAAUAACUCUCCCAGAUUUCCCUACUGGUUUUCGUCUCCGAAUACGCACUUUGACUGCGUCUUGCGGCUGGGCUCUGUCUGCUCAUACUGGCGGCAGCUCAUCAUAACCGCGCCGCGUCUAUGGCCCACAAGUAUGAGCCUCAAUGGAUACAAACCCUCUUCAUAUGUGGAUAUCACUCGGCGUUUACUCCAGCACUCAAACCCACACCCUGUUGACAUCACCAUCGUAGGCUGUGCCUUGCGUUUGUCUGCGUCGUUGCAAUCACAUGUCACAUUCACCGCCAUAAGCAUGGCUCAUCGUUGGCGGCGGAUCUCUGUGGAGUGCGAUAUUGUUCCUUUCCUCAAGGCUGUCCCAUCAUCAGGACCACUCUAUCACUUGACUGAAAUUGACCUCAAAGGCUUGCGAUGGAACGAAAACGACAAGCCGUCGGCUUUCUUCCUGAAUGCCCCCUUGUUAACCCACGUGAAGCUGGAGACGUCCCAUCCCGUCAAGUUGCUGCUACCUUGGUCUCAGCUCACCAAACUCGAAUUGGAGACUGUCGUUGGGUCUUCGGGGUUCCUGACGAUUCUGGAGCAAUGCAUUUCCAUGGCUGACCUUGGGUUGGAGGAUAUUAUCUGCGAAGAAGUCGGUGUCUCCUAUGCGUCUCUCCAGCAGCCCGAUAUGUCUCUGCUUGACAUCGUUUCCCUGCCGCAUCUGCGCGACUUGAAGGUCAACAUGUUUGAUUAUGGAACAUUCGAGCCUUUUUUUUGCCAUUUCAGAUUUCCUUCUUUACGAAAAGUUGUCAUCCAGGCUAUGGCAGGAAUGGGACCUGACUUCGAUGUAUCCUUUCUGUCGUUUCUCCAACGAUGUUUUGCUCUCGAGCACCUCGAAAUUUUUGGCUGUGACCUUAACAGCACAUUACUGGGCGAAAUUCUCCUCUGCAUUCCCUCGCUCACCUACCUCAAUCUCCACUGCUGUUUCUACGGUGUAGACGACACCUUCUUUGAGCGGCUAACAUACCGCGCUACGGACCUCAACCCGCCAGCACCCUGCCUUCAACGACUUCGUCUUGAAAGCGUUGGGCCUGGGGAUCAUUUUAGCGAAGAUGUAAUCCUAGCUAUGGUCCGCUCGCGCUGGUGGACAAAGGAUACUUUCCAAGCACUACCAUUUCCGCCACACGUCGCACGUUGGCAGUACAUACAUAUUUCGGCUGACGACUCGGGCCUCAAGGCGCCGCUUUCAGACGAGUUCAAGACCAUAGUGGCGGAAUUUCGCGCUGAAGGACUGACGUGUGAAGUCUUCCGCGCCCGGCAGUAG
Messenger RNA from Mycena indigotica, 1563 nucleotides. RefSeq lists its product as uncharacterized. The transcript has a single exon. The coding region runs from base 1 to 1563 and encodes 520 amino acids. The record is from RefSeq and is a predicted model, not a curated record. Lineage: Eukaryota; Fungi; Basidiomycota; Agaricomycetes; Agaricales; Mycenaceae.